UCUUACUCACUCUCAUCAUCCUAAUCAUCCUAAUCAUCUUCAUCUUCACCGAAUCAUUUAACAACAUUAUCACUUUUUUACACUCUCUCUCUCUCUUUAUAAACUUCAUCACCAAGAUAAUCAAAUUAAACUGAUCAAACAAAUCAUGUUUAACGGAUAUUCAUUUCAAGAUAAAUUAAUGGAAGAUGUUUAUCCUGGUCAAGGACGAGUUAAUCAGCUCGGUGGUGUUUUCAUUAAUGGUCGACCAUUACCUAAUCAUGUUCGACUUCAAAUUGUUCAAAUGGCCGCUUCGGGUGUUCGUCCUUGUGCCAUUUCCCGACAAUUAAGAGUAUCCCAUGGAUGUGUUUCCAAGAUUCUAAAUCGUUACCAGGAAACGGGUUCAAUCAGACCAGGAGUUAUCGGUGGUUCUAAACCUCGAGUGGCAACACCACAGGUUGAGAAGAAAAUUGAAGAUUAUCGCCGAGAUAAUCCAGGAAUAUUCGCCUGGGAGAUUAGAGAAAGAUUGAUGAAGGAAGGAAUUUGUGACAAAAAUAGUGCCCCAAGUAUUAGUUCAAUUACCCGAUUGUUACGAGGGAUUAAACAUUCAACAGGAAGUGAAUACAGAAGUAGCAGUGAUGGUGAACUUUCAAUGACCGAUGGACAUGACACGAGAAAAGAUCACAGUAUUGCUGGAAUACUUGGAGGUCGAAGUGGCGAUGAAUCUGAUUGUGAUUCUGAACCAGGGAUACCAUUGAAACGGAAACAACGACGAUCUCGAACAACUUUUACCGCUGAACAAUUGGAAGAACUUGAGAGAGCAUUUGAACGAAGCCAAUAUCCUGAUGUAUUUACACGUGAAGAAUUGGCACAAUUAACUAGAUUAUCGGAGGCUCGAGUUCAGGUUUGGUUUAGUAAUCGACGGGCAAGAUGGAGGAAACAGGCCGGCGGUUCAACGGGUUCACAUCAUCACAGUGGCUCUGGUGGAACGGCUCUUCAUCAAUCAUCCACCACACCCAUUCAUGUUCACAGUGGUUCCGGUUCAAAUCAUGGGACAACAUCAACAGGUUUAACCACUGGUGAAGUUAAAUUCGGAGGUCCUUACAGUCCACCUAAUUUCACGUCACCUUACACGGAUCCAUGUUUAACUUACAAUGAAUCAAAUUGGUGCCGUCGUUCAAUGUCCAACCCAGUUAACAAAGUUCCAAGUGUUUCCAAUAAUCUGACAACAGGAACAACAACAACAACUGCCCCAAGCAAUGGAUUGACUAUCAAUAUAAACUGUAAUUCUGUCAACACUGUCAAUAAUAACAACACCAACAGCACCAAUGAUAAUUUAACCUCUAACAACGAUAAUACCAACAAUAAUAAUAACGAUAAUGAUAAUAAUCUUAACAGAAUCAAUGGUAAUAGUGGUAACAACACGGUGAUUAGUGUUCCAUCAUCAUCAUCAUCUUCUUCAUCCUCAUUAACCCCAACUACUUCAACAGCAUCAGGAAUCUCAGUUUCAAGUGGAUAUUCAAGUGACAAUUUCACAAGUCAAUCAAUGUUCAAUAAUUUCCUUGGUUCAUCUAAUGGGCCAACAGGUUGUUCCAAUGCAACUUCAACCACUGAUUAUCCUUCACAUCAUCACCCUCACCAUCAGCAUCCUCAUUCAGUUCAUCAUCAUCCACACAAUUCUCAUCAUCACCAUGGAUCACUUAAUCAUCCUCAUCCCCAUUCUCAUCCACAUCAUCCUAAUCAUCACACUUUAAACUCGAGUAAUCAACAUUUAACCAACGAAUCGCCCAUUUCCACGUGGAAUCCAUCGGUUUUCAGUUCAUCAGGAAGACAUGAUACAAAUGUAUAUUCAACCUCUUCCUGGACACACACUCCUUUCCAAACAGUGAAUUCACCACAUGAACCAUUCAGUGUACCUAAUGACACAUUCCUUAAUUCAUCCUAUGGUAAUAUACAUGGAGGACACGAAUUAAGUAAAACUGGUUUCGCUUAUGGAUCUUCACAGUUACCUAGUUGUAAUGUUCAACAUUCAUUUCGAUUACCAGUGUGAUCCAAAAGAGGCCUUAUUGUAACAUCUAAUUUAGAUCAAUUUUCAUCAUUGUAAUUAAAGUUAAUCACAAAUUCUUCUUGACUAAUUGUCAAUCAUCCUCAUCCUCAUCAUCAUCAUCAUCUAUUAUCAAGAGGCCAUAACGAUAAGAUGUACAAAAACAAAAGUUGAACGUUCAAGAUAAUUUAGUUUCUAAAAAGGAUAAUCAACUAUUGGAUUAAUUUUCUUUGAUUAAUUGUGAUUAAAGGUUAACUAUUUGUCUCCAUCCAUGUUAAAUUAUAACCUUCUAGUAAAUCAAUUUAAGGUUAGCAAUUGAAAAUUUGUUUGGACACUUUAAUCAACUUUUUCAUUAAUAUCCUUGAUCAUAAUUAACUGUAAUUGUCUAAAAUUUUAUUGAUUGUAAAAUUAUUCAGAUCAAUAACAGUAUUAAUCAAUUAAUUCCAACUCUCUAUUUACAUUUUGUUUGUAAUUAAACUUAAUUGUCUUACCUUUAACCUCCUUUCAUUGUAUAAUAAUAAUAAUUUAUAUU
Molecule: messenger RNA, 2552 nt
Organism: Panonychus citri (citrus red mite)
Lineage: Eukaryota; Metazoa; Arthropoda; Arachnida; Trombidiformes; Tetranychidae
Product: protein gooseberry-neuro-like
Exons: 7
Coding region: 146-2026 (626 amino acids)
Biological process (GO): anatomical structure development; regulation of transcription by RNA polymerase II
Molecular function (GO): RNA polymerase II cis-regulatory region sequence-specific DNA binding; DNA-binding transcription factor activity, RNA polymerase II-specific
Source: RefSeq, a predicted model, not a curated record